AUGGACCUGGAGAGCGUCUGGCCAAGAUUAGCACGAGAGUCUCUCCGCGGAUCUGGAAUCACGCCAUGUUACUCGCACCGGCAAACAGAGAUAAACACACUCUCGCAGUCCAGAGAUGACGCCCUGAUGAUGGGGAUGGGAGAAUCAGGCUUAGCGUCCAGUGGCGGCGUCGACGACGUCGACUCCAAGAUGGAGGCGCCUACCCGGCCGACUUAG
This is a messenger RNA of Colletotrichum graminicola M1.001, 216 nucleotides long. RefSeq lists its product as uncharacterized. The transcript has 2 exons. The coding region runs from base 1 to 216 and encodes 71 amino acids. The record is from RefSeq and is a predicted model, not a curated record. Lineage: Eukaryota; Fungi; Ascomycota; Sordariomycetes; Glomerellales; Glomerellaceae.